Molecule: messenger RNA, 222 nt
Organism: Dothidotthia symphoricarpi CBS 119687
Lineage: Eukaryota; Fungi; Ascomycota; Dothideomycetes; Pleosporales; Dothidotthiaceae
Exons: 2
Source: RefSeq, a predicted model, not a curated record
AUUCUCCGCAGUAACGUAACUAAGAGCGGAGACUUUAGUAGGAGCCCUAAGAAGAGUUCUCUUUUCUUCUUAACGGUCUAUUACCCUGAAAUUGGUUUGUCUAGAGCUAGGCGCUGCACUUUUGCGGCGUUUAGUGCGCUCCUAACAAACCUUGAAAAUCCACUUAAAGAAAUAGUUUUUACGCUAGGUUAUACUUAUAACCGCAGCAGGUCUCUAAGGUAA